Saccharomycopsis crataegensis is the source of this 234-nucleotide messenger RNA. RefSeq lists its product as uncharacterized. The transcript has a single exon. Bases 1 to 234 code for a protein of 77 amino acids. Lineage: Eukaryota; Fungi; Ascomycota; Saccharomycetes; Ascoideales; Saccharomycopsidaceae. The record is from RefSeq and is a predicted model, not a curated record.
AUGAAGCUUUUCAAAAUAGUUGAUAAAAAACUUGGUAAUUUUUGUGAACGUAUAUUGAGCGAAUUUUUCAACAACACCCUGGAGUUAAAAGAAAGUUUCAAUAUUGAUUCAGAAUCCAAAGAUUUUCUCACUAUUUUCGAAGAAAAAGCGACAGAAAAGGAACUUGGUUUUAUCGCUGCGAGCGGAGACGUACAAGAUGAGUUUUGGAAAGUUUUGGAAAAAAUUCAAGUCUGA